AGUCCGGUCACUUGAUGCCGGGUGCCGCCAACUCUGCAGCUCAGAUCGGCGGUGCCCUUGGGGAGAAGGGAGGGGUUGGACAGGUUUCCCUGGGGCUACAUCAAAGAAGAGCUUGGAUUUCUCAGACGAUGAGGCUCCCGGACCUUAGGGUGUGCCCUCGUCUGGAGAAGAGGGGAGCCCCUGGGUGGGCUGCGGAGUUACCCCGCCCCAGGACACGGGGGUCUGCCCGGCUAGCGGGACUGGGACUGCUGCUCGCCCUUCUGAGCGCGCUCGGCUGCUGCGCCCAGGCCCCAGGUUUGAGCAUGGCAGAAGGGGAUACCUUGGUCUCAGUGGAUUACGAAAUUUUUGGGAAGGUUCAAGGGGUGUUUUUCCGCAAGUACACUCAGGCUGAAGGUAAAAAGCUAGGCUUGGUAGGCUGGGUCCAGAACACUGACCGGGGCACAGUGCAAGGCCAGCUGCAAGGCCCCAUCUCCAAGGUGCGGAACAUGCAAGAGUGGCUGAGGACAAGAGGGAGCCCUAAAUCACACAUCGACAGAGCAAAAUUCAACAACGAGAAAGCCAUUGUAAACUUGGAUUUUUCAGACUUCCAAAUUGUAAAGUAAUGACCUGAAUUUUAAUUUUUUCAAAAUAAUCUCACUUUUUUUUUUAAAUCAAGAUAGAACUAUUCUGUGCUCAUUAUUAGAAUUUGUCAGUAAGUUAUUUUCGUUGCCUAUUGAAAGUUACUGUGUAUUGCAUGUAUGCUGGAAUACAAUUGUGUACAGUUCUAACCAAUAAAAACACAUUAGAACCUCA
Molecule: messenger RNA, 792 nt
Organism: Meriones unguiculatus (Mongolian gerbil)
Lineage: Eukaryota; Metazoa; Chordata; Mammalia; Rodentia; Muridae
Gene: Acyp1
Product: acylphosphatase 1
Exons: 3
Coding region: 15-602 (195 amino acids)
Molecular function (GO): acylphosphatase activity
Source: RefSeq, a predicted model, not a curated record